CUGCGCUCCUGUGGGCCCUGAGGCGAUCCCGGCCGCUCCCGCCCCGCGCUGGCUCCGAGCGGCUCCGGGAGAGCGCCCGGGAGUUGAGCUGUGCCAAAGGACCGCAGCCGCCAACAGUCAAGGCAAACAGCUUUUAAUGUACUGCUUAAGCGGCUCCGCGGGGUUUUAACGCGCUGUCCGCAGUUUAUUAUUGUUGUUAUAUUAACAAAACCUAAAAGACAGCCUUGCAAGUUUGCGGUUUACAGUAUGUGCCUUAUAAUGGCGAUUUUCCUAAAAGAUGUAAAAAGCAAUGCGUAUUUAUUUCUUUUGAAUAUCUGUAGUUUUACAGGGAAAAAUUGAGACAGAACUCGAUACAAAUACUUUUUUAAAGAAAUAAACUUUGAUCCUCGGAGACUAUCCUUUUCCUCCUAAAAAUGGAGGUAAAGUUUAAAAAGAAAAUACACCAAGACAUCAUUUGUUAUAUAUGGGAUGCGUCUGUGCAUUGCUCAAGUUUCAUUAAGUGGUGUGGCGUUGUUUUGGUUUUUUUAAACAUUUAGAGGUGUGAUUUCUAAGACAUGACCGAAAUUUGAAAGAACGCAUACAAAGUAGGCUGUGUGCUGGUUAAAUAUGAGGGAAAAUGAAAUGAGAGGUUUGAUCUGUAAUUCUUAAUUUUACAGUCCAGGAGCUGCAUCUGUUUCUUCCAAGGCAGUCCUCCAACUCUCUGAAGGCAUCGUACGAGGAGUGGCUGCUGACGUACGGCUUGAGCGUCUCUCCCUUUCACCUGCGCUGGCAAACGGCUCUCUUCAACCGCCAGUUCUACAACUGGGGGAGAUGGAAACCCAAACUCCUCUACUUGUGGUUCAGUGUAGGAAUGGUGUUUGGAAUAGUUGCCAUGUUUGGCUCCGUUAUUCUGCUUGGAAAGACCCUGCUGCAGACACUGACCCAGAUGCUCACCGAGGCUCCGAAAGCCCAAAAUGAUCGAAUGCUGCAAGUCGUGGUGCCUGGUGUCAAUUUGCCCAUCAGCCAGCUGACCUAUUUCUUCUCUGCAAUCCUCAUCAGCGGUGUGAUACACGAAGUCGGCCAUGGGGUGGCAGCGAUUCGAGAACAAGUGCGAUUUAAUGGAUUUGGAAUUUUUAUCUUCAUUAUCUAUCCUGGAGCAUUUGUUGACCUCUUCACAACUCACUUGCAGUUGAUAUCUCCUGUUCAGCAGUUAAGGAUAUUUUGUGCAGGGGUGUGGCAUAAUUUUGUUCUUGGUGUUGCCAGUUUCAUGGUGUUGUUUCUGCUGCCAGCCAUUCUUUUCCCAUUCUAUUACACGGGUGUUGGGGCACUUGUCACUGAGGUUGCAGAGGAUUCUCCUGCCAAUGGACCGAGAGGUCUUUUUGUGGGAGACCUUGUUACUAACCUACAAGACUGCCCAGUUUAUAAUGUGGAAGACUGGAAUUCCUGUCUGGGAGACAUUUCAGAGAAGUCACAGGUCGGCUACUGUGUAAGUGCAGCCACCCUACAGCAAUUAAGCUUUCCAGCUAGAGUUUACAGAAGACUUGAUGGCACAGUUGAAUGUUGUAGUAACAACAGCCUCACAGACAUUUGCUUUUCAUACAGCAAUAAGUUGGAGAGCCAUCUGUAUGCCUGUCUGCCAGCACGAAAAGUUAUUGAAGCCAGCAAAGUUUGUCGAACCAACGUGGACUGCCAUAAGGACUUCGUUCCAAGCUUUUGUGUGACUCCUUCUUUGGAGAACCAAACAAGGCUAAUCAGGGUAAAGCAUCCACCCCAUAUUGACAUGCUCUAUGUAGGACACCCCAUGCAUCUUCAGUACACAGUAAGUCUCAGCAGUUUUGUACCACGACAAAACUUUCUGAGUAUUGAUCUGCCUGUGAUGAUAGAGACAUUUUGCAAGUACCUCAUCUCACUAUCAGGAGCACUGGCAGUUGUCAACGCUGUGCCCUGCUUCGCUUUGGAUGGUCAGUGGAUAUUAAAUUCCUUCCUGGAAGCCACACUGAGCUCCCUAAUUGUAGAAAAACAAAACAGAGAGUUUGUUGGCUUUUUGAUUUUGCUUGCUGGUAGUGCACUUUUGGCUGCCAAUGUUGCACUGGGACUUUGGAUGGUGACAGCGCGAUAGAACCUUGGACAUUCUUCCAUCAAUUCUCAAAGUAUAAUGAAUAAAAAUAAUGAAUCCAUUACCUUUUAAAAUUUGUCCAGCACUGAGAUUGAAAUAAUUCCCCUAAUAUGAGACUGAAAGAACAAUCAACUGGUGGUUGCUGUUUUAAUUUAAAACUUCCUAACACCAUGCCUGUGGUCAUGGGAAAUUUAAUAGGAAAAAGCAGGAGCCUUUUUAUUUACUCUUUAAGCACUGUAUUAAUUUUGGAGAAAUUGCAUUUUAAGAUUUCAUAGGAAAAAAUCAGACUUCAUUAAUUCAGAUCUCAAAAUAAGGGAAUUAUUUUAUCUCAAACAUUUGUAAAGUGGGAGGAAAAAAAAAGUUUUAUUUUAUAAUUUAAAUAAUUGUCUGUGUGGGCUCUGAUCAUUUCUCCAUCAGCAUAUUCUUCAGUGACUUGUUUUGGUUUUUUUAGUCUGGUGUUCUACCAAACUGGAUUUUAAGAAGCCCUAAAUUCUGGUCUCAAAAUGGGCAAAAUCUAGGUAAAUGCUUACCAUGUAUUAAUGGGGAGAGAGCAGCCAUUUGGGUUAGUGGCUUUCCUUUCCACCUGGCCAAAAUGACUGGAGGAAUGUUGUCCUCAGGAUGUAGAUGAAAAGUGCCAAUGUCUGCUAAAAAGGAAGCAUGUGGGGGGAUAACAAAGCCCACAUGUUUGUGUUGCUUACACUUUCAGUUGUGUGUUAUCAGAUGCAGCUGAAGUUUUUUUAAAGGCAAUAUUUGUCAGCAAUAGCUACAAGAUAACUGAAAUUAUAGUUUCUGAGUGCUGAAGUAUGCUGUGCACAGUUUUCCUAAGUGAUACGUAAUGUUUGUGGUGUUUUACUCAGAAAAUAAUACUGUAUUCUACCUAUUCACAGUUGAAAGUGAAACCUGUUGUUUUUAUGGUGUCUAUUUUCUGAUGCUAUGCAUGCAAUAUGUACAGUAACUCACUGAUGGUUUUCUGUAUUUCAAAGGGAAUUUUCCUUUGCUAGGAUUCAUUCUGUUCAAAGAUAGCUAACAAAGAUAUUUAGCUUGUCUUAGAUAUGAAUUAUUUAGAGGAAGAAUAUGAUUGUGACUUGAACUAUUUAAACAUUUGGCUUUGCUUUCUGAGAUGAAUACAGACCAUAUCUUUGUUCUUAAAUGAACAGUGGAAGGACAAGUCAGUGUUUUACUGACUGAAGUAUGUCUGAUGUGCUUUGAAGUUCUUUAGGUUUGUAAUAUUUUGUACCCAAUAGGAUUAUAUAUUUCAUGUCUUUUAUUCCUGUGAUAUAUUGCCUAGUUUAUCUAAAUCAGGUUCAGUCAAGAGCCUUGCUCAAUAUAGGCUGAGAUUUAAACAAAAAUGCUCUGGUUUGGGAACCUAAAUAUUUGAAAUAUAAAUUUUUUUUUUAAAUACCCUACAACUUCUGCCUCAUACAGUGUUCUCCAUAGGAGCUGCUGCAUCUCAGAAUUCCUUUACAGAAAUGGCCUUUCCAUCAGGAACUGAAGUGGAACCUCAGCUUACAGCUCCUUGCCUGCAGGGAGUGCUGAAAUAUCCAUGACCAAGUAAAAUAGAUUAUUUUGGCACUUGAGGUGAAAGCCUGGGUAAUUUCAAAGUACAUUGAUGUGUACUUUUGCACAGUAACUUUCACAUUUAAGAUGCACUCCUUUCUUACAAUGAUAAAGCAGCAAUGUGAAACCAUGUUUAUUUAUUUGUUGUUUGCUAGUUUAUAUCCCCUUCCAGUGCUGCCACAGGCUGAGUGGGCCCUUGAAGUUUACUCUGUGGGGUGGCUGGCCUGUGCCUCUCCUUUUCAGUCAUUUCAACCCAGGCAAGCUGGGACAGGUCCUGGUAGGAGAGGGUGAAUCCUUCCAUUGAGUGUGAGCUGGCCCCUUUGGGGACCAUUAAAAGUAAAACAAAGUGCAAGAAAGGAAAAACUGUAACCCUAAUUUGUCAUUACUCCUGGAAACACAGAGAAGUUUCAGAGUAGCAGUUCUGAUGGGCCACUCUGCCAUCCCUUGGUGGACAGGAGGACAGGAGCAGCCUGGUCCUUGCCCAAGGCCUGGCUCUGAGACUGUUCCAGACUGCUGUCUCACCUCAGUGGCUGUUUUCUUAUCUGAGCUCUUUCAGUGGCUCUUUUCUCUGUCUUAUUCAAUCUACAGUGCAAAAAAUUAAUUUGGACUUAGAAGUUUUAAUGUAGCUUAAUAAGACAGGAUAUUUGCUUUAAAAACUUGUCAAGUUUGAUAUUUAUUGAUUCAUGUUGACUACAAUGGCUUGGAACAAUCCUUUAGCAUAAUGCCUUUCAUGGAAAUGUAGGCAACAGAUUUGGAAAAACCCAAAGCUUCUGAAUUGGCAUGCACAAAUUUCAUUUGCUAUAAUGAGACUGGCAGGCAGUUCCUGGUUAUUUAGUGUGCUACCAAAACAUGAAGUUUUAUCAAAUGAAGCUAAAGCCAGUGUACUUUACAGUCAGUGAAAGCCACAGUUCUACUGAGUAGAACUUCAGUCUGUGUCUGACCUCAUAAGCAAGAAGAGGGUGGAGAAGACAUUGGUCAUGGCUUUAGCAAAACAGACACACUAGUGCACUGUAAAGACCCUAGAUAACCUAUCAUGUAUGGAAGGGAGAGUGCGAGAAGUGCUUAAAAAUAGUUCAUGAGUCCAUUUCUCCACAUGCUAAAAUUUAACUGAGUACGGGUUGAUUUAGGUAUAUACAUGUUCUUUAAAUCAAGACUUUAAGCAAACUGAGUACGAAUGGUGAGAUAGCACAGGUUAGUGUGGACAAAGGUAAUAGUUAGGUUGGACUACUCUCUGAAGAAGAAGUUGUUCAGUGAGUCCAUUUCAUUCUCUAUAAUCCUGACAUAUGGAUUACAUUCUGAUAAGCAUGUGCCAUACAUACACUCACUGGGAUGAUUUUUCCUUGGGUUUUGGUCAUUUAUUUAGCAAGAGAAAACACAAAAGUACAGAGUGAUUUUUGUGUGUAAGAUUUUUACUGGAGUAUUUCUGAUGUGUGUUUUGUUUUUAUAAAAAUAGGAAGUCUUUAAAUUAAAUCCUUCUAUAUUUUAUUCUAAUUAGCCCCUCAGAAUCUUUAAUGCAGAAUUCCUCAAUAUAAUUUAGGGGCAUAUUGGCUGGACUAUAAAACACAGCACUCUUAAAGGCUGGAUGGCUGCUAUUAUUUAUGUAUAUACUAUGCAUUUUAAAUCUGUAUCAGAUGGAAAAAGUAAUGUCUAAUAUUCAGAAAUGUUAUACUUAGCUUUUGUUUGAAAAUUUCCAGAAGAAUUCCAUAAUUAUAAUCAUUGUUCUACUUUUUUUAAAAUGAAAUAGUUUUUUAUAUCAGCAAAUAUUUACAUAGCAUAUUCUGAUAGUGCAUGAUAUGACAUGAAAGUGGCAAACUCCUUAGCAUGGGAGAUGUUACAUGCUCUUUGCUAACUUAGGAAUUUAAAACCAGCUUGCUUCUGUACAAAUUAAAUUAAAGAGGCUUCAGUAGAAAAAGUACAGACAAACUUGCAGAUUAGUCAUCCCAAAUUAUGAGCCACAGUGGAAAAUUUGUUACCUCAUCCUUUUUAUUUAGAAUGAAACAACCAUGUUAAUAGUUUCUGUGACAACCAUGUUAAUGUGAUAGUUCUACAUUUGUGGAUAUGUAUGUAUACAUACAUUUGUAUAACAGAUACAUACAGAGCCAUAAGAUGGAUUAAUGCUUUUUUUAGGGAUAGCUUACAGCAACCUUCCAUAUCCUGCAAUGCAGGCUUUUGUUUUUCUUUUUCAUUCUUUCUGUGAAUUCUCUCUAUGGUUUUCUCUGGAUUUGAAAUGAAAAACUUAUGUUUUCUUCCCAAAAGCAAUUCUUAACUUCUUUAUUAACAGAAGACAAGUGAUGGGGACAUGAUGUAACCACAGCUGCAUGAGUUUUGUUCAGCUGGUGUUUAAAGCAUGUCUCUUAUUUCUGUGAAGCCUCAGCUAUACAAGCAUGGUAAACACAGCUUUUUCAGGGUGACUGAAAAAGGUCAGUCUUCACUCUUACUGCUGCUGUUUGUGCUCUUCUGGAGAACUGGGAUGAACAAGACUGUGCAGAGCAUACUGAAGAAAUAAAGUUUUCAGGACAGAACUCUCCAUGGCAGUCAGGGUGUUUCAGCUUUCUAUUAAUAAGGAUAUGUUUUAUUCCAUUUAGCACAUCAGCAAUCCCACCGCUCCCAAAGCUUCCCAUACAUUUUACAUUAUGUCAAAGGGUGACCUGUAGGAAUAUUUUUAAAAUAAAUUAUGUAUGUCUUACAAAUUCAGAGCUUUCUUACAGAUCUGGAUAUCACUAAUGACAGAUGAAGAAGGCUUAAAAAGGUUUAUAUAGGCUAGUCUGUAUUUAAUUGUUUUAAAAAUAUGUGAGUUAAACUCUAAAAGUAGUUAUUUGUAAAAUAUGCAUUCUGUACACCUGCAUUCAGACCAGUUUCCACAACCAGUCUUGCCUCAGCUUUGUUCUUGUAAUUUUGUGAAUAAGGAAUCUUGAAUCUUAACACAGGUAAGAUCCAAUAUUGAUAAAUAUUUUAUACCCUCUUUAUCCUGAAUUUCAUGUAAUGCUUUCUAUUGAUUAGUUAUUUAAUGUGACUGAGUUAUCUGGGAUACACACCCUGCAUCAGUGCAGCAUUUGGGAACAUUGCACUGAGGACUGCCAGAAAACAGCAGCUCUGUGACUCCUGGUCCUUGGGCUCAUCCACUCCAUCAUGUGAAGAGCAGAUGGCAGCUUCUAAGGGCAGUGAAGGACUUCUGUUCAUGGCAGCUUUAUGAAACUUUCACACUGCUGACCUGGUGUGAAAGGACAGGAACAAAGAGCAGGAUAUGACACUGCAAUUCCUUUCAUUCCAUUUACAUUGUCAUGAAACCUGAAAAGAACUUUUAAUUAACAUUUCAGAGCAGGAAGAUAUGUUUUCCAGCCCUUCACUGAAUCAUUCAGUGACUGGUGGUCAAACUUUUUUCUUAACACUUUGUCAUUCCUUCAAUAAAUAUGUGCUGAAUAAGUAGCAGGGGUAGUUGUAGCUUAUUUUGUAAAAUGGACUUGGGUAUUUCUCACCUCUGGUUCGUCCUGGGAUGGUUUUUGCAGCAUCAUAGUGUAAUUGAUCUUCACUGAUGCUGGGUAAAGUUUGGAGGCUAUUUCCAAGCCAUCACUAGGAAAAACUAUUUCCAAGUUGUUGCUUAAUAUUUUAAAUUCAUCUUUUCCUUACAUUACAUUGUUUUUAGAUUUCAUGUACUUAGUUGAUCUUAUCUGAAGUCUGUCAAUGGAAUAUGUAUUGUUUAGAAAUUCACUGUGGGUUUUUUUUUUUCCAUUUACAUGGCCUUAUUUUUCACAGUGACUCACAGCUGUGGAAUGUUAGAUUUCUAGACCCUUUGUUCCCACUAUGCAUUGUUCAUGAUCAUGGGUUUUUUUAAAAAAGAGGAAAAAAAAGAAAGCUUCAUUUUGAAAAUGUCAGCUAACAAAUAUAUGGAACACUGAAUAAUGCAUUGUGGUUUUGUUUUGCUUUUUUCUCUUUAAUUAACCAAACAAUAAGUAUUGUUUUCUAUGUAUGAUAAAUGUAUCCUGCAAAUAAAUUCAUUGUCUGAUUGUU
Molecule: messenger RNA, 7660 nt
Organism: Taeniopygia guttata (zebra finch)
Lineage: Eukaryota; Metazoa; Chordata; Aves; Passeriformes; Estrildidae
Source: RefSeq, a predicted model, not a curated record